This is a messenger RNA of Terrapene triunguis (Three-toed box turtle), 2031 nucleotides long. Its product is annotated as ras association domain-containing protein 5. NCBI's taxonomy places the organism in Eukaryota, Metazoa, Chordata, Testudines, Emydidae. Gene Ontology annotation, biological process: signal transduction. Gene Ontology annotation, cellular component: nucleus. The transcript is spliced from 5 exons. Bases 266 to 1048 code for a protein of 260 amino acids. The record is from RefSeq and is a predicted model, not a curated record.
ACCCAGCAAGGCUGUUUUAACAGAGAAAUCAUGGAGUUAAAUGCUGGAUAACAAGCAGAAGGAGCUGUUGCAGAUAAGGACAAGCGAAGCCGAGGAUGUGAAAUCGUGUCUGCUGCUGAAUGUACAGGAACUGGAUUGGGAAAUCCCACUGCUGCUGCAGUGAACAGGAAUCAGAUGGUUACCUGCCCCUCCAGCUCCUUGGUGAGCCCCAAACGUUCUGAGGGUCUCAAAUCCACUGUUGGUAGAUGACCUUUGGCAGCGCAGCAUGAGCAGCGGGUACAGUAGUCUGGAUGAAGAGCUCGAGGAUUUUUUUUUCACAGCCAAGACCACCUUCUUCAAGAGUGCACAGAGCAAAGCCCCUGGCAAGAAUGUAACAAAAGCAGCAGCAGAAGAAAAACCCAAAGCUCCCACUACCCAGGAGAUUGAACAGAUAAUCAACAGUUACAAUGCCAAGGUUACAAACUGCUUCGUGAUGAAGCUGAAUGAGGAUGGCACUUACACGGGCUUCAUUAAAGUGCACUUGAAACUGCGCCGGCCUGUGACGGUGCCAGCAGGGAUUCGGCCACAGUCUAUCUACGAUGCCCUCAAGGAGGUGAAUCUGGCUGAUAUGACGGACAAGAGAACAUCCUUCUACUUGCCGCUGGAUGCCGUCAAACAGCUGCACAUCAGCAGCACGACCACCGUCAGCGAGGUGAUCCAGGGGCUCCUCAAGAAGUUCAUGGUGGUGGACAACCCUCAGAAGUUUGCACUUUUCAAGUCGAUGCAGAGAGAUGGGCAAGUUCUCUUCCAGAAGCUCUCUCUAACAGAAUACCCCUUGUAUCUCCGGCUGCUGGCUGGACCUGACACAGAUGUUCUCAGUUUUGUGCUGAAGGAAAAUGAAACAGGGGAAGUUGAGUGGGAUGCAUUCUCUAUCCCAGAGCUACAAAAUUUCUUAAUGAUACUGGACAGAGAGGAAAAAGACAAAAUUCAGCAAGUACAAAAGAAGUACAGCAAGUUUAAACAAAGACUGGAGGAGACUUUGAAAGAAGCAGGAGGAAAACCUGGAUAACCAAACACAAAGCACAUAUAGUACCAGACUAAACUAGAUAUUUUUUAAAAGAAGAGACUUCUCAGGACACCUCAGAUUUGUCUGUCCCUUUCUCCCUGUUCCUCUGUCUGAGGAAUGACGCGCCCCACAAAGAGACAAGCGUUGCAUUUCUUUUCCCUCAGACAUUAUCGCUGGAUCACAGCCCGUCAGUAAAGAAUGGAAAGCCUCGAUUUAAAUCUGCAGGCCCUUGAUAAACCAAAUAGAGUUGCUGCUUAGCUUUCAGUUGUCGCAUUGAGUCGCCGAGCAGAGAAACUUCAUGGCAACGGCUGAAUGUUAAAUAAAUAGGAAUAUCUACUGGGUUAUUGUGUUGGGCAGGAUAGAACUGCAUUUCUUUCACCCUCCUCCCACCAACUUGCCUGCUGGCUUUGUUUUAAGAUGCUGCGGCUGCCUUGCGUGUGACUGUGUUGUGUAGUUCCGUCAUUUCAUAAGUUAGGUGGCGCCACAGGAAGCAGCAGAUAAAGCAACAGGGGUUGGUUGCACCAGAUCAUGUGCACGUUGCAGCUCUCGUUGAUGCCAAAACAGAUUGUUGCACAAUUCUAAGAUAUCUACUGAAACAUAAGUCAGAUGCCAAGAAGGCUCCAAGUCCACCGUAGUCUUUCCAGUAGGUUUUAUUGGGAUUUUAGAUAACCUUCAUUCUAGGGAAUUUUUUUUAAAAGAUAAAGUAGGCUGAGUGUGAAAGUAGGAUUAUUUGGUCAGCCAGUCUCCGCAUGGGAGCAAAUGUUCCCUAAUGCUGAAUGCGGCUAUUCUGUGUAUUGCCAGUUUCCUACUCAGGGACCAAUGUUUUACAGAUUUACUCUUUUUACAUGCAAGAUGGUUGAAGUGGGAACAUGGAUGAUGGCUCAGUUCAGAACCCUUCAAAACUGGAGCACAAUCUCCAGCCAUGCAGAAGAACAGCAACUGCCCAGCCUCCUGCAGCUUGUCUCCCCUUAUCCUCUCACCUCUUG